CAUUCCCUCCUGCUGCGCCUACACUGGGGCACUCCCAGUGGCCCAAGCUGCCUUCUGGGUUUCUAACUGGGGUUUCUAACUGCUGAAAGCCUGCGUCCCAAGGUCUGCCUCUCCCCGGGAACCUCACCUCGGGCGCAUUUUUCUCUUAGUGGAUUCCAAAAGUCCCACGGUUAGGACCAUUUAAGUUUGCGUGUAUUAACGCUCACCGUGUCCUAGUCGGCUCUAAAUCUCAGGCUUUUAUUUGUCCAUCCGGCUUUGGAGCUGAAGCUGGAAGAGGGCAGCUGACAUCCGGUUGCACGGAGGCACGGACACUGGGCUCAGGAGGAGUGGCGCGCUGCAGGUCCACCUGGACCUGGGGACCCUUCCCGGGCCCUGGCGGUGGUCGUGCAGUCACGUGGCCUGAGGACGCGCGGCGGUGCGGGGCGAGCCACUGGAGGGGCGUUGUAGCAAAACCACCAUUUUGAAAUGCCCAGUGUUGAAAGCCGGACUUCACCACACUCCAUCCUGAAGGGAGGGGGCUGAGUGUCUGCAGCAGCUGCUCCCUGAGUGUAACCAAACAGCCUGUUUCCCCCUGUGAUAAAAACAGCGGUUGGCUGAUGAGCAGAGUGUCGAGGUCGUCGAGUGAGACUGGAGAUACCUGGGAAACAGAGGAGGAUGACAUGACCGAAGGUGACCUAGGGUAUGGCCUCGGAAGAAGACCUGGGGGUGUUUAUGAAGUUUCGUGUUCGAUUGCAUCUAAGAAAAGGUCAGGUGGAAAGAACCUGAGCCCUCCUCCGUUUCCAAGAAAUGGGGAAGAAAGAAGCGAAACCGUUUUUCAGUAUUCCAGGAAUAAGGGCUUGCAGGACGCGUGCGCUCACGGAUGCAGAGCGUCCAGCUACAGACGGCUGAGCAGCACUGAUUCUAACUCAGAAUUGUCAAAUGAGCAAUUAAGGCAACGUCUUCAUGAAACUUUAGAGGAAGUAGAGAUUUUAAAAACUGAACUUGAAGCAUCUCAAAGACAACUUGAAGGGAAAGAAGAAGCAUUGAAAAUUCUUCAGAGCAUGGCAGUGCUUGACAAAGCCACAAGUCACACACAGACAGUGCUUCAGAAAACCAUAGAACAGAAGAGAUCUUUGGAGAAGGAAAUAAAUGUCUUGCAGUGGGAAAUGGAAUUUGAUCAGGAUAGAUUUAAAAAUAUAGAGGAAUCUUGGAUCCAAAAAUAUGACAGACUUAACUGUGACAAUGCAGUCCUCCGAGAGAAUCUGAAGGUGAAAACAGAAGAAAUUAAAAUGCUCAAGUCUGAAAAUGCUGCUUUGACUCAGCGGUGUUUGGAGGCCCUCGCCAUGCUUGAUAUCAAGCAGCAGAAGAUGGCUCGAGAGAGCGUGAGUCAGGAGGACAGUGGCUUUACAGAGACCUCAGGUCUCGAGCUUGCAGUCCUUGGAGCCUGCCGGUGUCUCGGGCCUGGAGGGAACCCCUGUGCUUGUGCCAGAAUGGCAGCAUCCACUCGGAAACUGGUUCUUCAGCUCAAGCAAGAGUUGGAAAUUCUGCAGAAAAGUAAGGAAGAGGCUCACGUCAUGGCAGAUGCAUUCAGAAUCGCUUUUGAGCAACAACUAAUGAGGAAAAACGACCAGGCCCUGAGACUGGUACGCGCGGCUACGUGCAGAACAGCAUCGUGGCUAAACAGGCAGCACCCGAAAGAGGACGGAUAUUCAUCACAAAGGAGAAAGAAGACCUUAGGGCAGAGGCUUCUGGGGAUACUCCCUUCAGAAAACAGUUCCAAGAGGACUGAAGACCAAGACAAUCAGCACGAAGUCUUCAAGAUGCUAAUAGACUUGUUGAAUGACAAAGAAGAAGCAUUGGCUCAUCAAAGAAAAGUCAGCUACAUGCUUGCUCGGGCGCUGGAAGACAAAGACACUGCAGCAAAGAAUAAAGACACAAUUCCCACGAACCAGAAUUUCCCACUCACAGCCUCCUGGCAGGAAGCUUCAGAAGGCUGUGUUCUGCAUGAUCCAGCACACUCAAAGGUCCAUGUUGCUGAUGCUGUGGGCUGCAUUUGUUCAGUCCAGCAUCCCCAGAGAGACUCAGGCUGCUCAAGAACUCUUAAAAGAUCCUGUUCUUUGCCAUCAGAUAUAUUUUAAAAACAAACCAGAUGAAAUUAGAGUUGCUAAAUAUCA
This is a messenger RNA of Mesocricetus auratus (golden hamster), 2153 nucleotides long. RefSeq names its product coiled-coil domain containing 125 (gene Ccdc125). Gene Ontology annotation, biological process: negative regulation of Rho protein signal transduction; negative regulation of cell motility. Gene Ontology annotation, cellular component: cytoplasm. The record is from RefSeq and is a predicted model, not a curated record. The coding region runs from base 597 to 2117 and encodes 506 amino acids. Lineage: Eukaryota; Metazoa; Chordata; Mammalia; Rodentia; Cricetidae. The transcript has 13 exons.